Molecule: messenger RNA, 321 nt
Organism: Mus pahari (shrew mouse)
Lineage: Eukaryota; Metazoa; Chordata; Mammalia; Rodentia; Muridae
Gene: Defb116
Product: defensin beta 116
Exons: 2
Coding region: 1-285 (94 amino acids)
Biological process (GO): innate immune response
Cellular component (GO): extracellular region
Source: RefSeq, a predicted model, not a curated record
AUGAUUCCUACCCGGUCACCUGCAACACAGCCUUCUGUGCGCCUCAGCUUGCCAGUCGCAAAGCCAUACUUCAUGGCUGUGGCGGUCCUGCUGAUCCUGGUUGACAAGACCGCAGGUGGCCUGUUCGGAUUCCUCAGUAGCAAGAGACGAGAGCCAUGGAUUCCGUGUGAGCUUUACCAGGGGAUAUGCAGAAGUGCCUGCCAGAAAUAUGAGAUCCAGUACUUAAGUUGCCCAAAGAACAGGAAGUGCUGCCUCAAAUAUCCUAUGAAGAUUACCAGCUUCUAACUCUGUGAGGGAGCCUGGCUUGCCCACCACAAAUGC